Messenger RNA from Salvelinus fontinalis (brook trout), 3757 nucleotides. Its product is annotated as TGF-beta-activated kinase 1 and MAP3K7-binding protein 3-like. NCBI's taxonomy places the organism in Eukaryota, Metazoa, Chordata, Actinopteri, Salmoniformes, Salmonidae. The coding region runs from base 1162 to 3045 and encodes 627 amino acids. Gene Ontology annotation, molecular function: ubiquitin binding. The transcript has 7 exons. The record is from RefSeq and is a predicted model, not a curated record. Gene Ontology annotation, cellular component: extracellular exosome.
AGUAGCUAGCAAGCUAUGGUGUCCGCCUUGGCUUGGUUUCGAUGUAACGUUAAUAGUCAGCUAGAAAGCUAAUGGUAGCCAUAUCACUUCUGUAGUUAGCUUAAAUCUAUCUGUACAGUAGUUAGUUAUUUAAUAUAUAAAGAAAGGAACCGUAGCCAGCUAUCUGGCUAAUGUUAUUAGCUAGCUUCUAUGUCAGCGUGCUUGUUGUUAUGCCUUUCUGGUCAGCAUACCCCCUUAAGAAGUUGGCCUCUAGCGAGCUAUCUUACGUUAGCUAGCUAACGUUACUCUUUAGCUCGAUACUUUAUGGUUGCUAGUUAGUUACUCGUAGCCAUCACCAAUGCGCAUAAUGAUUGUUCAUAUGUAACGAACUUAUCAAAAACCACUAAAUUGGCUAACUUACAGUUAGCUAGCCAGCCAGGUAACGUUAGCUAGCUAAUGUAACUAGUUGGUUGGCUACUUAACUUACUAGUACUUGACGGUGUGCUAUUUUGUUUAUGUUGGUGAAAGCUAGGUAGCUAACUUGGUUCAGUCUAAGCUACGCCCUAUGUCUAAAGAAACUAGUUAGCUAGUUAUCAGUUGACGUUCUAACAUGGUUGACCACAAAUUAUGAGUCAGAUCAGUGUCCACUGCAGAGCGAUAACGGUAGGUAGCUAACGCUUUAACGUUAGUCAGCUAGCUAGAUGGCUUAAAUGCCACUGUUGUCGAUGAUUCUAACGCUUUGCUAGCUACAACGUUCGUGUUCAGUAUGAGCUAGCUAACGUUAGGUAACACUUGCCAACAUUGUCAUGUUAGCUGACUUGAAUUUCAGGUCGUUGCUUGGUGCAGUGAGAUGACUAAACAAACAACAGAGAUAGAUCCAUGCCAUGCUUCUGUUACAGCCAAAUCCGCCGUUAUGUGAAUUGUCCGAUGGGGUUCUCGACCAGUUUUAGCCCGGUUAAACUAUCUUUGCUGCUUUAACGUAAUGUCGGCUUGUCUGUCUGGUUUGGUCUUUAGGGCCGAUACCUGUGUGUAACAUGUGUUGCCUAAUUGUUGUUAUUGUUGCAGAGGAGCCGCUGAACACAGCUGCCAAAAAGCCACCUUCCUUUCGAAUGGGAUGAGAGGCGCACAGGUGCAGCAGCAGCGUUUACGGCUGUGGGGUCAGUGACUCUCUGUGGGCUCAGGAUGGCGCAGGGAGGCCCUCCGCUAGACUAUCACAUCCUGCAGGACCUCAAGCAGCGCUUCCCCGAGAUCCCAGAGGGAGUAGUGUCCCAGUGCCUUCUGCAGAAUAACAACAACCUGGAUGUAUGCUGCCGCCUACUGGCUCAGGAGAGUAACAGAUACCUCUAUGGGGAGUUCCACAGUCCGGAGGAGGUUCGUCUGAGCCGGAACCACAUGCUGCACAUCCAGUUGGGCUACCCCCCCCCGGAGGCGGGCAAGUCCAACGGGGGUGGGCGCUCCCUGGUGCACAGCUCCAGCGACGGUCACAUCGAGCUUCCGCGGGCCGGCUUCCAGGAACCACUCUCAGCCCCCGCCACCAUGGCACCCUCGCCGGGGUACAACCCCUUCUUCAUGAAGGAGCACGGGGGGCGCUCAGCCAGCACCCCCACCCCUCCUCCCAUGCAGGGCAUGUCCCCUACCUACUCCCCCGUUCCCCGCUACACCAUGAACCCCAUCACGGUCACCCUCUCCCAGAACCUUCCCAACGCCCCCCAGGCCCUGCAUAUCCCCGUCGGUCACUAUGGCAACAGUGGUGGCAAUGCCCUCUACCUCCGUCCCUCCCCCUCCCAGAGCCCCCAGCCCUCUCCUUGGCCUUCGCCCGGGCAGCCUGUGUAUCAGCCCUCGCCCUACGCCACUCCCACCUACCAGUCCCCCUAUAGCUCACCCCAGCACCAACCCCACCAAGUGCAACCCCAACAGCAGGUACAGCCCCAGCACCAAGUCCAACACCAGCACCAGCCCCACCCCCAGCACCAGCAGACCCAUGUCUUCCUGCCAAUCAGCCCUCCCACCCUGGCCAGCAUGCCCUACCACCAGCACCACCAACAGCAGCAGCCCAUCUACCGGCCCUACCUGCCCAAGAGCUCCCUAAAGAACCAGAUCGAGAUCACCUUGGAGGGCACACGGCCCCGCAGCAACUCCCCCGUCCACUGUCCCCCGGGCCAGACGCUCUACAUGGCCACAAGCCCCUCACCCAGCUCACCCCAGCGAGGCCUUAGUGGCGGGGGCCCCGCCGCAUUCCACCCUGGGGUCUACUUGCACCAGGGCCCCACGCGGCCCAGACCUGCCUCCUCGCCCCAGCCGGGCAGCCAGGCGGGCUACACCUUUAAGAUCAAAGUGUCCCCAGGCCAGGCCCAGCAGAGGCCCCCCUCAGGCUCCCCUCCCGUGUCCUCCCCUCCUGAGUCUCUGCUCAACAUGGUGGACCAGGGGGAGCACCAUGCGCUGGCCCCGGCACCUAUCCUGCCCAUCUCGGCUCUGCCCGGUAACAUCGCCAGCCACAUCACCAACCGCAUGCCCCGCCGGUCCAGCUCAGGCUCCGAUGACUACGCUUACACCCAGGCUCUCCUGCUGCACCAGAGGGCCCGGAUGGAGCGUCUGCUGAAGGAGCUGCUCAUGGAGAGGAAGAAAGUGGAGCAGCUGAAGGCAGAUGUCAACGACAUGGAGUACGACGCCCUCCAGAGACGCUUCAGACGAGUCAACAGCAGCAGCCUCAUCCCCCGGCCUGAAGAGAUGACCCGAUUACGCAGUCUGAACAGACAGCUUCAGAUUGAUAUCGACUGCACCCUGAAAGAGACAGAUCUGCUGCAGUCUAGAGGGAAGUUUGAUCCGAAAGCUGAGAACAACUUUUAUAAGAACAUACAGACCGGUCCGGUGGUACCGCCCAAGCCAGGAAGGAAAGACUCGGUCUUUCUCCCAGAGGUGGAGCGGAACGCCAAGCCUGUAGCUGCCGGGCCCCCUCAGAGGGACGAGGACUUUGAGGGAGCCCAGUGGAGCUGUGAAGAAUGCACCUUCCUCAACCACCCUGCACUCAACCGCUGUGAACAGUGCGAGAUGCCGCGCUACACCUGAACCUUGCCCAGCCCUAUCCCGGAUAGUAGUCACCCCCCCACCCUUACUUCCUCCAUCCCUGUAAACUUCUCCUCCAAUUGGUCCCCGCCCAUGGCUUUGUGUGAUAACCCCCCCCCCCUGCACUAUGACCCUUGUUUCCAUUGGAGGAAAGCAUUUUUACAGGAGAGGAUAGCGGGAGACUGUUCUCAUGGCAACCUAAAAAGGAGGGACUAGCUGUCGAGCGGACAGUGGGUGUGGCUAUAACUACUGGAGCGUUGUUUUUGAAAUACGCAGGAAGAGGAGGCGUGGUUUACAGAGUGAACAUUCCAUUGCAGAAUGAAUGACUGCCCUGUUUACACGACUGAGCCCAUUCCCAAACCCCGUGGACGAACGCAGGCGCUUCUUACAGUGGGACAUUCCUCUACAAAUGGCCAGGGCUGCACUGCACUCUCUCUGACAGUGGGACAAUGCAAUGGCAAAAAGAAAGGGUCUGGUGAACUCAUCCUAAUGUAGAUUAUACACUGUAUCAGCUCUGUACCAAGAGCUCCUCCUUUCAUCAAAUGAAGAACACUAAAGAGACUUGCAUAUGAAUAUAUUCCUGGUACUUGUAUGCAUAUUAUGCCCACACUGUAUUCUGUGUUAAAGAUGUCAAUUUUCCUGUGCAAAUGGCUCAAGUUGCUGUACUUAAUAAAGGAGCUGAUUCUGUGUGACUGUUGCUUACACCUGGACUAUU